Messenger RNA from Myxocyprinus asiaticus (Chinese sucker), 1440 nucleotides. Its product is annotated as synaptotagmin-like protein 1. Gene Ontology annotation, biological process: intracellular protein transport; exocytosis. The record is from RefSeq and is a predicted model, not a curated record. Lineage: Eukaryota; Metazoa; Chordata; Actinopteri; Cypriniformes; Catostomidae. Gene Ontology annotation, molecular function: neurexin family protein binding; small GTPase binding. Gene Ontology annotation, cellular component: exocytic vesicle; plasma membrane. Bases 1 to 1371 code for a protein of 456 amino acids. The transcript is spliced from 11 exons.
AUGGAAGGGGAACCGUUACUGGAUCUGGGUCACCUGACUGAGGUGGAGCAAAUAGUUAUUCUCAACGUGCUGCUGAAAGAUGCUCAACUGCGCAGCAAAGAGGAAGGGAGAGUACGCAAGCUUCACCAGACAGAGUCAAACGCUGUCCGUCUGCGCUCCUUUUCUGGUGCAUGGUUUCAUGAAGAGCGCGCUAAGAGAUAUCAAAAAGGAGGGGCUGAUGUUGUGCAUGCAUCUAUACGUCGAAAGAAGCAUGAUACAGAUGUACCUCUGGCGGCAGUAUUUGAUGGAGAAAAAAAUAAUAACUCCACUUUAUUACCUGAGCAGCAAGAAGAAGGAAGGAGUACAGAGGAAGAAGUGCAUGCAAAUAUAAGUUCAACAGUGGAUGGCAAGGGUCAGGAAGAUAAGGAAAGAGAAAAGGAAAAUGAGAAAAGUCCCAUUCCCAGGGCGGCCAGUGAACCCAGCCCUAGGACAAGACACAUCAUAAAGGAUAUAAUGCAGUCCCAUGUUGACAGCAUCAUCCACAGGCCUGUUUGCUCGCUAAGCAAACUGAAAGGGUCAUGCAGGGGUCCAGUUAUGUCCUUCAGAUAUGUGAAAGUUUACCUUCUCCCAGACAACACAUCACGCAGUAAGAAAAAAACUGCAGUAAAGAGGAAAACAUUAAAUCCAGUCUACGAUGAAACCAUGAAACACAAAGUGUGCAGGCUGGACCUCCAGGCUCGUGUAUUGAGUAUGUCUGUCUGGCACAUGGAGAGAAUGAGAAGAAACCUCUUCCUGGGGGAGGUGGAAGUGAGGCUGGGUCAGUGGGAUUGGAGCCAGAGCCAACCAACCUGGCACAACCUCCAGCCAAGAGUUCGAAUAAGUCCAGAUGCCAUCAUCAGUAGGGGGACAAUUCUGUUCUCUAUUAAGUUUAUACCUUCAGGCUCAGUGGAAGGUGGUUAUCCACUGACUGGUGAGCUGCAUAUUUGGUUGAGAGAGAUUGUUGGUCUCCUUCCCACAAAACGUAGGGCACCCAGUGCAUAUGUAAAAAGUGUGGUACUGCCAGAUGAAAGUGGUGUAAGUGGCCAACAGACUCGUGUGGUACGGGGUUCUGUCAAUCCACUGUUCAACCAUACAAUGGUUUAUGAUGGGUUUCAGUCCAGUGACCUCAUUCAGGCCUGUGCUGAGAUAACUGUGUGGAGCCCACAGCCCUCCAGCUGUCUGGGUGGAGUACGACUCAGCACUGGUUCAGGUGUGAGUUACGGUCAGUCUGUUUGCUGGAUUGACUCUACAAAAGAGGAGAUUAGUGUGUGGUCAAGUGUUAUUCAGUGCCCUAACAGCUGGGUGGAUGCUAGUCUGUCAGUCAGAACCAACUUACAGCUCUGCUUGGAGUAAACUGUUUUUAACUUAUGCAGAUACAACAUGUAACCUUGGCUGUGCACAUUCAGAGCAAUUAAUCAUUCC